This is a messenger RNA of Lecanosticta acicola, 2373 nucleotides long. The record is from the annotation of a GenBank genome assembly. NCBI's taxonomy places the organism in Eukaryota, Fungi, Ascomycota, Dothideomycetes, Mycosphaerellales, Mycosphaerellaceae.
AUGCCCCGGCCAAAGAGAGAGGACGGCGUGGAGCCCAAGAAGCGCAGUCGUACCGGCUGCUGGCCAUGCAAGGCGCGCAAGGUCAAGUGCGGUGAAGAGAAGCCCGUGUGUGCGAAUUGUGCCAAGAGCGGAGAGACAUGCGACUACAGCAUUCGUCUGAAUUGGGGCGGGCGGAGCAGGAAGGAUAAGGAUGCUACACCAGGCGAGGCUGGGAGCUUCACCUUCGUCGCGACGCCGACCUCUGUCCGCUCGCCUGCAAGCAACAAGAGCUCCGCCCACGAUCAUGUCUUCCCCGCGCAGCACAUUGCCACUGCACCUGCACGCCCACCGAGCAGCCAUCCCGCGAAUCCGCCCACGCCAGAGCCGACUCCGGGGAACGAUGGCAGCGCGCUGGACCCGAGGCUGCGACUCGGCCACCAGGGCCCGCCUUCGAGACCAGACGAGCACUCUGUAGGCCUUCCCUCGGCCGGAUGGCCCGCCUUCUCGAGCGCCCAACAUUCGCCCGCUCCUACCGACCGCACCUCACCCACCUCCGUUCCUGCGACCGACGAGUUCAGCUGGUCUCCACAGCACCGUGCCAAGCGUGUCAAGCUCAACAGUUCACCUGCCACCCAAGCAAGCCCUGUCUUCGCGGUGCCUCAGUAUCCAAGUCAGUCCGACCUUUCUCCGCUCCCGGCGCACUAUACACCACACGGCAUCAGCACUAUCGUGAACACGCCCGCCACCCCUGGAUCCAGCGCAAAUUCUGGCUCUCCAUAUCCCCCGAAUCACGCAAAUCUACAUGUUCACGAUCCGCCUGAUCUGCGCAGACUUUCUGUCAAGUCUCUGCUGUCCGAUCCUUCACAGGAGUCCGAGCGACCGCAUUUCACUCGAAUCGAGAGCCACGGUCAUCGCACGUAUGGAUACGACCAUGGCUUCGCAGAUUUGGAUGUCCCUCACAACGACGAUUUCAACGUCGUGCUUCCCAAGUCGCCGGACCUGCGGCGCCCCAGUGCUGCCGUCUCGGAGAUCAGUACAUCCAGCGGCGAGGUCGACGCGAAGCAGAUUGCGUUUGAACCUGGCGGCUACUAUGCCCAGCCCGUGCCCAUCAAGAUACCGCGCGCCUUGGAACCACUUCCUCCGGAGCUGUUAGAGAAUCAGAUGAAUCUGCUGUACUUCCACCAUUUCAUCAAUCAUACGGGUCGCAUUCUGGUGCCUCACGAUUGUCCCGAGAAUCCCUUCCGCGGAGUGCUGCCACAAAUGGCUGUACGAAACAUUCACCUGCUACGUCUGCUCCUGGCGUGGUCGGCUUCACACAGGGCGAGACUGCUGGAUCAUCCGGAACCUGCGAAUCGCAUCGCCCAAUGGAUGACGGACGUCCUGCCUGCUCUCAGGCAAGCUCUGAAUGAGCCUUCUUCGCCUGGAACGACAGAUCCUGGAGACCCUUCAUCACUGGCACCGCUGGCCACGGCAAUCACGCUGGCUUCACUGGAGAUUGUGACGCCGGACACAUUCUCCGUUCGUAUACCCUGGCAGCAGCAUCUCCAAGUCGCGAGGAACAUGAUUGUGCAAAAGGGCGGGCUGGAUUACCUCGCACGCAAAGCAGACGGCGCAAGAGACAAGGCAAUAUUCUUCCUGUCACGCUGGUUUGCCUACCUUGACGUCCUGGGCAGUCUGUCCAAUCGACACGAGCAGCCUCUGUUUGGGGCGUAUCUAGAGGAUGGAGGUGGCCUGUGGUUGGUCAAUCGCGACAAUGAGGAAAUCUAUCAGAUCGACUGCUUCUUCGGCUUUUCUGGACGCUGCAUAGCACUACUCGCCCAGGUUGCCGAACUCACGGCGCAAUGUGAUAAUCAGCGAAUCGAUCCUGUCACGAACCAAGUGAAGGCGGGCUGGCGGCCUUCCGAAGAGGUUCGACACCAGGCCGAAGAGCUCAAGAAACGAUUGACAGCCAGCGCCGGCACCGUUUUCCGCGGCUGUAUGCACACCGAUCCCACCAGUUCCCAAUUUAACAAUGAGAUAAGGGAUGAGAAGGACACCGAAGAAAUUUAUGCUACCAACGAAGCAUAUCACUGGGCAGGGCUGAUCCACCUGGCACGUCGUGUCCUCGCCCUUCCGUCCACUCAUCCCGAGGUACAGGACUCGGUGCAGAUGGUGUUGUCAUCGCUGCAGAAGGUGCGAAGAGGAAGUUCUGCCGAGUCGUGCUUGUUGUUCCCCAUGUUCACGGCUGGGUGCGAGGCACAGAAAGAGGAGCAGCGUGCGCUGUUCAUGGAUCGUUUGCGGGCGGUCGAGGGCUGGGGCAUGCAGCAUGUUGGUCGAGCACGCGCCCUGAUGCAGACUGUAUGGGACACAGGGAAGCCGUGGGAAACUCUGGUCGAUGGCGAAUUUUUUGGCUAG